AUGGCGAGUGUCCUUGGCAACAUGGGAACAGCUGAGAGAGGAGUCAAGAUGGCGGCUUUGGGUGGAAGGCACAGCGCAUCGCCUCCACUAUUUUCCUCUUUACCGGGCCAGGACGCCAUUAAAUCGUUGUAUCCCAUGGUGAACGAGGAGGAGACGCCCUUGCCCCGCUGCUGGAGUAGUAAAGACAAGUACAGCUUCAUUGGAUUGUCUCAAAACAACCUCAGAGUUCACUACAAGGGUCACGGCAAGAACCACAAGGAUGCGGCCAGCGUGAGGGCGACCCACCCCAUCCCGGCCGCUUGUGGACUGUACUAUUAUGAAGUGAAGAUUGUCAGCAAAGGACGAGAUGGGUACAUGGGCAUUGGUUUGUCAUCUCAAGGCGUCAACAUGAACAGAUUACCAGGCUGGGAUAAGAAUUCGUUCGGGUAUCACGGCGAUGACGGCCACUCCUUUUGUUCCUCCGGCAGCGGCCACCCGUACGGCCCCACCUUCACCACAGGUGACGUGAUUGGGUGUGGCAUCAACCUCAUCGAUAACGUUUGCUUCUACACCAAGAACGGACAUUACCUUGGGGUGGCCUUCACUGACCUGCCUUCCCAGCUCUACCCUACAGUGGGGCUACAAACUCCUGGUGAAGUGGUGGACGCGAAUUUUGGACAGUCACCAUUCAUAUUUGACAUUGGUGAGAUGAUGAGAGAGUUGCAGAGUCGCGUGAGAAACACCAUUCAGUCCUUCCCUGUGCCGGACACCCAUGGACAGUGGCAGAGCAUGUUGCAUAGGAUGGUGUCGACCUACCUGGUGCAUCAUGGGUACUGCGCCACAGCAGAGGCCUUCGCCCGCUCCACAGCACAAGACUUUGACGAAGAGCUCACCUCCAUCAGGAACAGACAGAAGAUCCAGAAGCUAGUGUUGAGUGGGCGGAUGGGUGAGGCAAUUGACACAGUGCACCAGCUCUAUCCUGGACUGCUGGAGAACAACAAAAACCUGCUCUUUAUGCUCAAGGUGAGGCAGUUUAUCGAGAUGGUGAACGGAACAGACACAGAAUCUUCUUCCUCCUCCUCUUCCUCCUCCUCCUCAAAUAUGCAGGACAGUGACACGGAGAUGGAGUGUGUGGAGCCGUCAGCCGCCACAGCUGCCGCCGCUGCUGCCGCCGCCGCCGCUGCCGCACACUCUAAUGGUUUUGCUAAUGGGUUCGAUAAGCAUUUAGAAGAAGAAGAGGAGGAGGAGGAGGAGGAGGAGGAAGAAGAGGAGGCGAUGGACAUAGAACACGGGGGCAGUCGAGGCAGCAGCGGCGGCGGCAGGAAGAUGUGUGGGGGCAGUCCAGCGGCCAUUGAGAGGAUGCUGAGGUUUGGGCGAGAGGUGCAGCACAUGAGCCAGGUUCUAAAGGUCCAUCUCGGCAAGAGUGACCAGAAUAAGAAGAUGCUGCAGGACGCGUUCAGCCUGCUUGCCUACAAUGACCCUUGGAGCAGCCCGGUAGGGUGGCAGCUUGACCCACUACAGAGAGAACCUGUCUGCCAGUCACUCAACUCAGCCAUACUAGAGUCCCACCAGUUGCCCCGCCGCCCCCCGCUGGAAAUCUGCGUGGCCCACACUAAGCAGCUUUUGACCCUGAUGUCCCGGUCUGGCCUGGGGUCGUGUGCCUUCUCCAGUGUGGACCAGGUGUUAGGGGGAUCGCCACUCCCCCCUGCCCAACCCUCCACUGCCGCCGCCACCACCACCACCGCCGCCAAUGCCCUCCACCACCACCACCACCACUACCACCACCACCACCACCGCCACAUUCAUGAACAGUGAUAUAGACUAGUAUAAGAUUAUUAAUAUUAUUAUUAUUAUUAUUAUUAUUAUUAUUAUUAUUUAUUUGUAUUUUUGUGUUUUUUUGGUUUUAUUUGAAUAUUUGUGGUGUUUUAUUGAGAUUUUUGGAUUUUUGGUUUAAUUUCAAUAUUUUUUGGUGUUUUUUUUUGUUAUAUAUGGUAAUUCUUCUAUUAUCAGGUGUUUUAUUCAAUUAUUUCCAUUUGUUUUUUUUUGGCAAAAUUUUAUCAUUUACGUUUUCUUUC
Portunus trituberculatus (swimming crab) is the source of this 2054-nucleotide messenger RNA. RefSeq names its product ran-binding protein 9-like. The transcript is spliced from 12 exons. Lineage: Eukaryota; Metazoa; Arthropoda; Malacostraca; Decapoda; Portunidae. Bases 1 to 1794 code for a protein of 597 amino acids. The record is from RefSeq and is a predicted model, not a curated record. Gene Ontology annotation, molecular function: protein binding. Gene Ontology annotation, biological process: cytoskeleton organization; cell surface receptor signaling pathway. Gene Ontology annotation, cellular component: cytoplasm.